Onthophagus taurus is the source of this 2572-nucleotide messenger RNA. RefSeq names its product TRPL translocation defect 14 (gene Ttd14). Lineage: Eukaryota; Metazoa; Arthropoda; Insecta; Coleoptera; Scarabaeidae. Gene Ontology annotation, molecular function: phosphatidylinositol binding; GTP binding; phosphatidic acid binding. Gene Ontology annotation, biological process: photoreceptor cell maintenance. The record is from RefSeq and is a predicted model, not a curated record.
AAAAUUUCUCUGUCACUUUUCGUUAAACCGCACGUUAGUGCGCCCCGGUGCGUUCUGCGCUCCUUCGUAGAGAAUAAUGAUGUUCACCCGCCAGAAACUCUUUUGAUGUAACAAUGUGCUCUGUAACCAGUUUCCUUUAAUUAACCGUUCAAAUUAUAACUCAACACAUCAAACUCCCGGGAGCUACUUCCAGGAAUCAACAGUUCACCCGGCAAAAAAGAAUUAUUUUACUUUUUAAAAGAAGAAUUCAUCGACAUGGAGAAGCAAACCAAUAAAAGGCUGUACAAAUUAGUAUUGACAGGCGGACCUUGCGGUGGUAAAACAACAGGACAGUCACGUUUAUGCACGUUUUUCGAGAAUUUAGGAUGGAAGGUAUUCCGGGUCCCAGAGACCGCAAGCGUAUUGUUGAGUGGUGGCAUAAAGUUCAGCGACCUGAGUGUGGUUGAAGCUUUUAAAUUCCAAGAAAACCUAUUGAAAACAAUGUUACAAAUUGAAGAUACCUUCUUUGAAUUGGGUAAAUCAUGUCGAGGAAAUUGCUUGAUUAUCUGUGACAGAGGUGCAAUGGACGCUUCAGCUUUCAUACCAAAAGAACAAUGGGAGAAGAUGUUAGCGGAUAAUGAGUGGAAUAAUAUUGAGCUCAGGGACAACAGGUACAACCAAAUUGUCCACAUGGUUUCCGCUGCUAACGGUGCUGAAGAAUUCUAUACAACAGAGGAUCAUUCUUGUAGAUCAGAAGGUGUUGAAUUAGCACGUGAAUUAGAUGCAAAUGCAGCUUCAGCUUGGGUUGGCCAUCCAUAUUUUGAUGUGAUUGAUAAUUCAACAGAUUUUGAAGGAAAAAUGCGUCGCAUGAUUGGGAGCGUUUGUCAAAAAAUGGGUAUAGAUACGGGAGAUCGUCUAUUGAAGAACUCCAGAAAAUUGAAGUUCUUGGUUAAGGGACCGUUACCUGAAGAAAGAUUGUUUCCCCGUUUCCAAGACUUCGAAGUUGUCCAUACCUAUUUACACUCAAAUUCUCCUAAUCAAGUGCGAUUAAGAAAACGGGGUCAAAAAGGAAACUUCAGUUACAUCCAUACAGUUCGUAGGCAACCACAACCAGGAGGUCAAGUAGUUGAGGUAAAAACGCAAAUCAAUCACAGGGAUUACAUUAAUUUACUUGCACAGAGGGAUAAGUCUCAUUUAACCGUUUAUAAGAAGAGAAGAUGUUUUUUGGUUAAUAAUCAGUACUUUCAACUUGAUGUUUAUCAAGAACCCAGUCAUCCAAGAUGUAGAGGAUUGAUUUUAUUAGAAACUUAUUCAGCUUUAGACGAAGCAAUUCUUAGAAAAUGUUUACCACCGUUCCUAGAUAUUGAAAAAGAAGUAACGGGGGAUCCGAAUUAUUCAAUGUAUAAUCUAUCGCUUAAGGAAGAUUGGAAAACUACCAAAAAGUUUUGUAAAGAUCUUACAAUUAUUAAAGAUGCGGAAGAUUUACCAGCUCAUAGUCAUAAAAUGAAUGGCCAUUCGAAUGGAUUGGAGAAUUUUCAAUCGUGUGCAAAUGGAAAGGAUUCAAAAUCAAUACAAAGUAGUGCUCCAAUAGCAGGAAAGGUGUGAGAGAAUUUUUUGAAAUUAAAUUAAAAUUUAUAUAUACACCUUAAGUUUGCACGUAGUGUACCUUUAAACUUAGUCGUUUUUUGUCUUUCUUCUUGUGGGUCUUUUUGUUGUUCAAUCUUCAGUGAAUAUUGUAAUUUUUCUUUAAAUAAUACUCGUCGCGAUGUAACACCAAAAAAAAUCGUCGAAAAAAAAGUAAAAUCGUUGGCGUUAAAAUUGUAUUAAUUGUAAACACGUAUUAUCUACCUGUAGUUUGACUUAGAGCGAUUGUAGAUAGUUGGAAAAGAGAAUUAACAACAACAAAAUUGAUAAAAAUUUAUUGGAUGAUUUUCUUUUAAGUUAUUGUAAAAAAGACAAUUUUAAUAACAAUGUAAUUAAUGUACAUUAACUAUUUUUUCUCGAAUUCUUUUGAAAUUAAAAGAAAUUCUUUUAUGACUUGUUGUAACGGGUACCUGAUGUAAAGAGACACCCGAUAUGAUAACGAUAUUCGCAAAAUUUAUACUUAAAAAAAUGGAUAUUGUAACAAUAUUUUUCUUGAAUUGCCUAUAAUAUAUUUUUGCACUUACAAUGUUUGUACAAUGGAAUAAAAGUGCUAGUUUCGAAUUUAAAAGAAUUUUAAAAAUGAAAAAAAAACAACAUGGUAAUAAUAUGUAAUAAAAGUCUGUGAUUGUAUCAUCCCUUCCAAAUAUUUUUCUUAACAAAAUAAAUUACUUGAUAUUGCUGAGAAAACAAUAGGCAGGAACUUAUCAUUUUGUAGGUAUUUUAUUUUAAUUCUUCAACUUUUAGUACUUGAAGGCCAGGUACUUAACUCCACUUCACUUAAAAUAUGUAAUUGUGACAAAACACUUUGGAAAAGAGUAUAUUAAACCUGUCUGGCCUUAAAAAGCAAUUUGAAAACUUUUAGUAACGGUGUACUUAUUUGUAGUAUUUUUGAUUUCCAAAUAUUGUAAAACAAAGUUGUUCUUUGAAAUAAAUAUGUUUUAAUUUAAAA